AUGGUCAGAGAUGGCCUGCAAGCAGAGGACGACAUUAACCCGAUCAGUCCGUUCCGUGACAAUUCGACCUGUGGAGACGACUCACAUUUGAUUGAUGAUGGCUCAAGUGUCGGUUCUGGAAAUAGAUCUCGUGCGCGGCAAUGGGGGAUCAAUCAACAAAUUGCCGUUGCAAAUGCUUCAGAUAACAUCUCUCGCCAAGUGAAAUCCUUCUUUACACCCCGUCCCCGAAGUUCGACCAGUAUUUCCCUACCAAGAGGAGUAGAAUGCGACUAUUGCGACAAACCCAUCGCGGCAUUCAAAAAACGAGCCAGAGACAUUCUUCUGUCGAAGAACAUGCUCUCGGUUCCGUUCACUCUUGUAGCCAUCUUCUUCUCCGUAUCCGAUAUUCCCCCGCUAGUGAUCUUUAUCUGGAAUUUGAUCGCUAUCGUACCCUUGUCGAUAACGCUCACCCUUGCGACCGAACGACUUUCCCAGGAAUUAGGAGAGACCGCCGGCGCUCUCUUGAACAUUACCAUCGGUAAUCUCGCCGAGUUAAUUAUUUUGUUCGUUUCCCCUGCUCCAUACUUCUCCCACGCUCUUACUGACAUAUAUUGGUUGUACACGGCACUUAUGAAAAACAACAUCAAAGUGGUACAAGCAUCGCUUCUUGGCUCGAUCCUUGUCAACUUGCUCCUGGUUCUGGGAUCUGCAAUCAUCGCUGGAGGAUGGGCAUCUCCCGACCAAACUUAUAAUAGCGAUCUGACACAUGCCUUUGUCGGAUUGCUGAACCUGACAGUAUCAUGUCUUAUGAUCCCAACCGCAUUUUACGGAAGCGUGAAAGAUAUCAAAUCAGCCGAUCAUAUGGCCCUGUAUUUCAGCAGAGGCGUAUCCAUUAUUCUCCUGGCCAUAUAUUUCCUAUACCUGUUCUUCCAAUUCAAAUCCCACGCACAUCUUUUCCGAUCUCGCCCCGUCGGACUACAUGUGGUUACUCCCGAUGCCCAACCCGAGCGGCCUACCCGCCGCUCCUACGAUGAGAUGUUCAUGGAUAUCGAAUCCCAGGAAUCGACAGAGUCCUUGAUCAACAAAUCUCGCGAAAGACCCGAAAUGCAACAAAUUCAGUCCGACGGCCCUACAUCUCCAUUGGACGAUAUCCAUCCCGAGUCCGGACUACCAUUGGAUCAUCUCGACACCGGUCGCAGACGCCCACAUCAAGAAUGGGACGGUGUCGCACCCAGAGCCCAGGAGGCCCAGCUGCACCACUGCAAAAAUCUAUCAUUUGCCAGCCGAGCUGUAUCUAUAGCAGUGCUAGUCACAGCGACUAUCCUCAUCGCCAUCUGCGCAGAGUUCUUUGCAUCGAGUUUCGGCGUGCUCAACGAAAAGGGUAUCCUCGGUGAAUCCUUCGUUGGUCUGAUCGUUAUCCCGGUCGCAGGAAAUGUCGCCGAGAAUGUAACGGCCGUUAUUGUCGCUCACAAGAAUCAGCUCGAUCUCGCGAUUAGCGUUGCCCUUGGCUCGGCCAUUCAAAUUGGCUUGCUGGUUGCUCCUGUCAUCGUUCUAGUCGCUUGGGCAUUGGAGAAGCCUAUGACUCUUCACUUCGAUCGUUUUGGGAUGGUGACGCUGGUCGGCUCCGCCUUACUUGUUAGCUUCCUUGUUCUUAAGGGGAAAACUAAUUACCUAGAAGGCGCAAUUCUUUGUGCCUGUUUUGCCGCUAUUUCUGUCGGCGCUUUCUUGUUACCCAUUACUUAA
Messenger RNA from Penicillium pulvis, 1722 nucleotides. Its product is annotated as calcium:cation antiporter. NCBI's taxonomy places the organism in Eukaryota, Fungi, Ascomycota, Eurotiomycetes, Eurotiales, Aspergillaceae. The transcript has 5 exons. The record is from RefSeq and is a predicted model, not a curated record. The coding region runs from base 1 to 1722 and encodes 573 amino acids. Gene Ontology annotation, molecular function: calcium:proton antiporter activity. Gene Ontology annotation, biological process: calcium ion transmembrane transport; intracellular calcium ion homeostasis. Gene Ontology annotation, cellular component: fungal-type vacuole membrane.